AUGAAAUUCUUGAGCAUUGGAUCCUUUUUGGCUUUGUCCGGCUUAGCUGCUGCCGGCAAUUUGCAUCAUGGUGGAGCCAGCAGUUAUACCACCGUCGUCAAACAUGGCGAUAGUUAUGGUCAUGGUGGUCAUGGACAUGGUUGGUCUGCACAUGGAAAUGCUGGUUAUGGUCAUGGUGGUGCUGAUUAUGGUCAUGGUGUUGCUUAUUAUGGUCACGGUGAUGCUGGUUAUGACCAUAGUCAUGAUUAUCAUUCAUAUCCUCAGUAUGAAUUCGCAUACGGAGUUAAGGACUCAAAAACUGGUGAUAUGAAAGAUCAAUGGGAACACAGAGAUGGUGAUCAUGUCAAGGGCAGUUACACCCUAAAGGAAGCCGAUGGCACCACUCGUGUUGUUGAUUAUCAUGCCGAUGGUCAUCAUGGUUUCAAUGCCGUGGUCAAGAAAUUGGGUCAUGUCCACCAUCCUGAAACUUAUCAUCAUCAUGGUGCUUACUCUGGUCAUGAUUAUGGUCACGGAUAUGGUCAUGGUCAUGCUACUAGUUAUGCCAAAGUCAAGUUACAUUAG
Molecule: messenger RNA, 561 nt
Organism: Musca vetustissima
Lineage: Eukaryota; Metazoa; Arthropoda; Insecta; Diptera; Muscidae
Product: adult-specific cuticular protein ACP-20-like
Exons: 2
Coding region: 1-561 (186 amino acids)
Cellular component (GO): extracellular matrix
Source: RefSeq, a predicted model, not a curated record